Molecule: messenger RNA, 3065 nt
Organism: Neoarius graeffei (lesser salmon catfish)
Lineage: Eukaryota; Metazoa; Chordata; Actinopteri; Siluriformes; Ariidae
Gene: adipor2
Product: adiponectin receptor 2
Exons: 8
Coding region: 354-1439 (361 amino acids)
Biological process (GO): adiponectin-activated signaling pathway
Cellular component (GO): plasma membrane
Molecular function (GO): signaling receptor activity
Source: RefSeq, a predicted model, not a curated record
GUGAGUCAGUUCACAGAGCCGCGGUGGGAGUCGGAGCUUCGGAGUGAAGAGCACAAUUUACCCAAGUCGCGGCAACUCUGAGACAAAAAACACUUACAGGGCAGCUUCUGACUCUGGGGUUGGAGGUUUUUUGGUCCCCCGUGGCGAAUCGGCAGCGAGAGACGACAGUCUGGACCGAAUUAUCUUGGUGUCGAGCAGCAGUACGAAAGAGAGAAGGAGGAACUCUAGGAGACAAGCUGGACAGAGCGGAGCUGAGGGAGGAGGGCGAACGCCCAGCGUUCGUCCUGAGGCGCAGAGUGUGCAACACUGACAGCACCAGUGCCAGCGACUCCACCUCAGACAGCCAAGACACCAUGAGCCCAGGCAGCUCAGAGUCAGAUUGUACACAGAAUGAGACUGCAGCCGUUAGAAGAACGGCGCACCAUGAAGGAGACAAGAGGACAGAGGAAGAGGGGGAGGAGGAAGAGGAGGAGAAGGAGGAGAGGAGCUCCGAUGAAGGCUUUAUGGGGAUGACUCCACUGCUGCAGGCUCACCAUGCUAUGGAAAAGAUGGAGGAAUUUGUCCAUAAGAUGUGGGAAGGCCGGUGGCGUGUCAUCCCCCACGACGUGCUGCCUGAUUGGCUAAAGGACAACGACUAUCUCCUGCAUGGCCACAGGCCACCAAUGCCAUCCUUCAGAGCGUGCUUCAAGAGCAUCUUCAGAAUCCACACAGAGACGGGCAACAUCUGGACUCAUCUUCUCGGUUGCCUGUUCUUCCUGUGUCUGGGGAUCGUGUACAUGUUCAGACCCAACAUGUCAUUCGUGGCACCAUUUCAGGAAAAGAUCGUGAUUGGCGCGUUCUUCUUGGGUGCCAUCCUCUGCCUGUCCUUCUCCUGGCUCUUCCACACAGUCUACUGCCAUUCAGAGGGCGUCUCGAGGAUAUUCUCAAAAUUGGACUACUCAGGCAUCGCGUUCCUGAUCAUGGGUAGUUUUGUGCCGUGGCUUUACUACUCGUUCUACUGCUCCCCUCAGCCCUGCGUUGUAUACCUGAUCGUGGUGUGUAUCCUGGGCCUCGCUGCCAUCACCGUGUCCCAGUGCGACUUCUUCGCCACGCCGCAGUACCGAGGAGUACGAGCAGGUGUGUUUGUGGGCCUGGGCCUGAGUGGAGUUGUCCCCACAUUACACUUCGUAAUCUCCGAGGGCUUCCUCAGGGCCACCACGAUCGGUCAGAUGGGCUGGCUGUUCCUCAUGGCUGCCCUUUACAUCACCGGAGCCUGCCUUUACGCUGCGCGCAUCCCUGAGAGGUUCUUCCCAGGCAAAUGUGACAUCUGGUUCCACUCGCACCAGCUGUUCCACAUCUUGGUGGUUGCAGGAGCGUUCGUGCACUUCCACGGCGUGUCCAACCUACAGGAGUUCCGCUAUACAGUAGGCGCCGGCUGUACGGCGGACAGCGCUCUAUGAGACCACACCACCAGGGGGAGACGGAGCUCUCCUUUUAUUGCCACCACCACCGCCAGUAACGCCUCGUCCUCCUCUCUGAACUGUCUCGCUCCACUACUGAGGGCUAAACACGACCUUUCCUCCUGUUUGUUUCCCCCUCACUCCUCGUCUUCUGCCCUCCUUUAAUAAUAAUAAUAAUAAUAAAUCACGAUGCGAUUCAGUGGAGCUGGAGGGUGGAUCAGUAAAUCUGAAAUACAGAUUUACAGGGUUGUUUUGGAGAUCUGUAAACAUUUUGACUUCAGGCUGUUUGCAUAUUAACUGGUUUGGGGGAAAAAUGUUGGGAAAUUUUUUUUGCCUUUCAAGGUGCAAAUGGUUUUAACUGUUAUAAAUGUUAUUAUUAAUGUAAAUAAGAUUUCUAAAUCUGGGUUCUAUAGAUUUUUACAAACGUUUAAUAAUAACGAUAAUGAUAAAACAUUAUAGUAUUGUUAAAUUGAGAGGAUACGGUUGAAAAGAUGCAAGGUAGGUGCAUCAGUUAGGAUCCUGGAGUCAGCAAAUUAACUGUGUACUUCUGAACCAAAAAUAACGAGAGGGAGGAUUAAAGGAUCGGCGAGAGAUAGAAGACUUCAGUUCGAAAUGGACGAAGUGAUGUUUGUUUGCUGCUUCACAUGACGGCGCGCAGCCGUGGUUGAUCUCCGAGGCUGUAGCUGUGUGUGUCUCUGGAGCGCGGAGUCCGAAGUCCAUGAGAAGCCAUCGAGAGGUUUUUCCUGGCAAAGCCAUAAUCCUGACAGGUGCCAGGUCUGAGAACUGGCCUUAUUAUUUUGUUUUCAGCCUCCUUUUUCCACACUCGAGGAAUUUCUGCUUCUCGACUUGGACUACAGCACCUCAGAUCACGUUUGAUUUUGAUUUUAUGGGAUGUUGAAGAUCCUGGCAUGCAGAGACACGUCUCUGUGUACUGUCACGCACUUUUUUUUUCUUUUUUUUUUCAUUGCUAUGAUUCGCUGCUUUUUUACUUCAUUUAAUUUUGCAAUCUGUUCAAUCAGGAUGCUGCUUUUUUUUCUUCAUUACAAUACAGGAAAAGCUUUAUUUUUGCUUCAAGAUUUUUGCUCGCCUUUUCUAAAGCUUGUGGGUCACAUGUUCGAGAUCCAUGAACGCAUCACACUGUGUCUCAUCUAUAAGAGUAUUACUCCAGGCUGCUCACGUGAACGAGGCAAACCCACCAUCGUAGGACGUUUUUACAUCAGCGUGGGCCGUAACGGAGGCCUCGCACAGCCACCGUCCGUUUCACAAAACGCUGCCUUGUACAUCAGCUCGUGUUGAAUCGAGGCAACUCGGGGAUCAACGUCUCGGAACUUUAAUACAGGAUGAACCUGUGGACUCCACGCUCAUCCGACAGUGUUAUCAAUCAAUGCAAACCGGCACAGGCCCAGAGGUCACCACCAACACAAGGCCUUGAUUCACUGCAUAAUGUUUAAUUCAUUUUUUAUUUAUUUUUUUGGGGGAGGUGUUAUUCUUUUUAAUAUUAAUUUAUUAUUGAAGUGUGAGAGGUGCGUACUAUUUCUUGUUGAAGCACACAAAGUUCCGAGUGUCUGCAGUAGAACCUUUUUUAUAUCUACUGUGGUGUUCUAAUAAAAUGUUUUUGAAUUCUGA